This is a messenger RNA of Klebsormidium nitens, 1559 nucleotides long. Lineage: Eukaryota; Viridiplantae; Streptophyta; Klebsormidiophyceae; Klebsormidiales; Klebsormidiaceae. The record is from the annotation of a GenBank genome assembly.
CUAGUUUGUUGAAGGAACAAUAUGGGCCAAUGGCGCUCAGCGCUGAGCAGCUGAGCUACUAACUUCAGAAUACAAAUCCCUGUCAAACUUUGGUAUCCUUGAUAUCCUUGUCCUUUGACGUUCAAUGCAUUUACAGCAGAUUCCCUGAUUCGCAUAGCGUUGGCUAGCGCGCCCCAUUAGGAAAGCUCCUCUAGCUAGCAGCUGAGGUUGUGUUAAAUCCGUCCAGCUACGCGGCGUCCACUGCACGGCGGGUCGUCCAUAACAUCCUGCAACGUUCCAAGAAUGGCUGCACAUCAGGAGUCCGCCCCGUCUGAUGACCUCUUGAAAGGCACUAUCGUAAAGGCGGGAGGACACAAUCUCAAUGUGGUCAACAGAGGAAAGGGCCCAGCAGUUCUCAUGCUGCAUGGCUUUCCCAACUCCUCAACACUCUACAAGCAUCAGAUUCCCUUCUUGGUGGACCAUGGUUUCCAGGUUAUCGUGCCUGAUCUCCUGGGCUUUGGUGGGAGUGACAAGCCUCAGGAUGUGGAGCCCUACACUCUGGACAACCAAGUCACCAUGCUGAAAGAGGUUCUGGACCAACUAGGCGUAGACAAGGCGGUGGUCGUGGGGCAUGACUGGGGCGCCGGCUUGGCGUGGCACUUUGCAGCGUUGGCCCCUGAGAGGACGACCCGCCUUGUCGCACUAUCCGUAGGCCAUCCGGCCCAGUACUUCAAUACGGGCGAGCAGCAACAGCUUUCAUGGUACAUGCUUAUCUUUCUGCACGAGGGGCUGGCCGAACGAGUCAUUACGGACGGCAGCGUUCUGUCCAAGGUCACCCCUGCUUCCCAGAUGGUCCUUUUUGCCACGGACGAGUUCGUACAGAUGUUUGCUGACCUGGCGAAGCCGGGGAACGCCACAGCAGGCCUCAACUGGUACAGGGCAAACGUCACGCCCGAGAAGAUGGUGGCGGGUUACAUCACGCAGACGCCCCCGGUGGAAGUAGAUACGCUCAUGAUCUGGCCGACCGGAGACCAUUAUGCCUGCUGCGAGGCCCAGGCGAAAGGCUCUGAGGCCUUUGUAAAGGGGCGCUUCAGGUACGAGCGUGUUGAGUGCGACAGCCACUUUGUCACGUGGAGUGCGCCCGACAAGGUUAAUGAGCUCUUGCUAGGAUUUUUGACGGAGUCCUAAUCCUCAUCUGAAAGCCGCGUUUGUGAUGCCCUUCGUCUACUAAAUGAGCGGAUACAUUUUUGCCACUGAGCAUUGUAAAUACACUGAGAGAUACAUAGGGAUGUUGGUUUUGAAAUGAUCCAUCAUCUUUUGUGGAAGUGAGUUGAGAUUCCAACUUGAGAGUGUGUAAGAGAUGUACGAUUGCGCAAGCAGUUUACAGCGUACUGACUGUCUUUGUCACCAUUCGGAAAUAAACCGGUCUCAGACGUACACUUGACCGUUGAACAUAGCAGUGAAUCGACAAUCAGGAGCCUUGGAUCCGUAAAGUUGACUCGCGUUUUGUUAAUGGCAUCCUCUGUCGUGCCAUUGCGCGUAGGCGCUCUGCAGUUUUCACAACGUACAGCUCCAUUAUA